GUCUGACGAUUCUAUAUCUAUACAUAUUGUUAUUGCAUAUAUUGAAAUGCUUUUGCCUGUCUUCCUUUGAUAGUCCGAAACCCAUGCAACGCCCCCUUUCUCUCCAUCAAUCUCUGCCUCACAACACAAAACCCAUCAUUCCAACAAUUUCCAGUUUCUUUCUUUUGCAGCCCCACCCUGAUUUUAUCCAAAAUUGCUCUGGAAAAGGGGCCAAGAAUCCUGAUUUUUUUUUUUUGUUUUUCUCCGCGGACAGUUGAUUAAGAUAGUCUUUACUGCUUUUGGACGAUCGGUAUUAUGUGCUAAUGGAGAUUUAGGAUGUGACUUGAGUAAUCAUUGAUGAGGGAAGGUUAGAAGUUGGUGUUUAUGUUUGCGAACACAUUGAAGAAGUUGUAACAUUACGGUGAAUGAAGAAAGUAAUCUGAUUUCAUGUGCUGCAUAAGAGCAAGAAGCAAAACCUUUUUAUUUGUACAACGCCGCCUAGCUGUUUUGGAUGCAUUACUACUUAGUUACAAUUUGGCGACAGAGGACCGAGGAGCCAAACGUUUUAGUGUUUGGGACACUGAGUGGUUAAAAGGACUUAGAUUAAGGGAGCUCUUGUCCACAGAUGCAUAACUUUGCUGGAUAUUUAAGGAACAAGUUUGAAGGACGGAGAAUGCUCAUGCCAAGUGAAAUUCAUCUUUGGUUGAGAACAUGAAGAGUGAACUCUAUGGUUGCGCAGGCCAACAAUGUGACGGUGAUUCGACCCAUAUCAAUCCGGAUGAUCAGAACUUCGAUAAAUCUCUGCAUAAUAUCUCAGUACAGACAGGUGAAGAAUUUUCGCCUGAGUUCUUGAGGGAUCGUGUUAUGUCUAGGAGAACGCAUUUGGUGAAAGAUGUUGAUCCAAUCCCUACAAAGUUGCCAGCUUAUGAUGUUGUCCAGAAUCACCAUCUUGUGCAUGAGGAUUUGACAGGUUUUCUUGGGAUAAGGAGAAGAGAUCCUGAGAUGUGCUCAGAGUUCUCAGAUUUUUCUCCUAGCAAAGGAUAUUUGGAUGGACAAAGUAGAUAUUACAGGGAAUUCCAGGUCAGUGCACGGCAUCAGAGAAGAUUCUCUGACGACCUUGAUAGGGGUAGUCCAUAUGGGCCACCAAUUUAUUCAUUAGAUUCCCCGAAUACCUAUCAGCCUUGUGGUAUAGGAUCAGGAUUUCCAGAUAGUUCAUUCUAUCCGAAAAUGAAAUUCCUUUGCAGUUUUGGGGGAAAGAUAUUACCAAGACCAAGCGACGGGAAACUUAGAUAUGUUGGUGGAGAGACGAGGAUUAUAUCCAUCAGAAAAAACUUAACGUAUUUUGAGCUUGUGAAGAAGACCACUGCAAUCUGGAAUCAUCCUCAUACAAUCAGGUACCAGCUUCCAGGUGAAGACCUUGAUGCACUUAUUUCUGUGUCUUCUAAUGAGGAUCUUCAUCAUAUGAUAGAAGAAUACCAUGAUCUUGAGAGAAGUUCUCAGAGACUUAGAUUAUUUCUCGUUUCUUCUGGUGAUCCUGAGGGCUCAUGUCCUAUGGAAGCGAGGACCAUACAGCAAACUCAUGCUGAUUAUCAGUAUGUCGUUGCAGUUAACGGCAUGGUUGACCCGAGCCCUCAGAGGAGCUCUAGCAGGGAGAGUCUGGGAAGCCACGGGGGAAGUAACUUGGAUGGCAGUUCGACCCCUCAACGGGACUCUCCUACCUUGUGUCAUCAGUUAGAGAAGCGGAAUGGAGGCAGUUCUGUAAGUCACAAAGUGGUACUUUCGAGUCCCACUGCUCAAGCGAUUAAUGUUCCUCAACUCCCUUCAAAGUCCUAUAUUCCAUCUCUAGUCCAUGUUAAAGAUCUGAAAAUUUCCUGUAUGAAAGGAUAUGAAGAUGUUACAUGUCAAGAUGGCUAUGGAUAUGCUAGUCCAUAUGUUGUGGACUCCCCAGCUUAUGAAAGUCCGUAUUGUGUUGACGCCACAAGCUAUUACAGAAAUCAUCCCAUUGAUACCUUGCUGUGGAUAGAUAGUCCAAAUAAGAACAAUCAAAUUAUAGACUCGCAUGCAACUCCUAUGUUGCGCUCUCACUCCCGUAAGCCCAGUGCAGAUUUUGAGUCUCCUGCACGAUAUGGUCCCGGUGAUUUUAUUGAGAGCAGAGGCUUGCCAAAUUCUGUGCCCCAACAUUCUGAAAAUUUACUCUUUCCUCUGUCCAAUGUUCAAGUUGAAUCUCACAAGAAAGCAAGUGGAUCACAACAACAAUAUGAAGAGAAAGCGGUUGUCCCUUCAAAAGAAAGGACAGACAAAUCUCCUAUGAUUUUUUCCACGUCCAGUUCUUCUCAAGAAAAACAGAUAGAACAUGAGGAAUAUAAAGUAUAUAGGAAUAAGGAUCAGCACUUUGAAGAGACUCUAUAUCUUAAAAAAGAGUGGAUCAAGACAAAAGAAACCUCUACUAAGCAAGAUGUGAAAAACCAAGCUGUUAAAAAUGAUUGUGCGUCAAAUGCAGAUCUUCCGGAGUGCAAACAGAAUUUGGCAAAAAUAAUAUGUCAACCAGAUCUAAACCACGGUUUUCAUACUGGACCAUCAAAGCCACAGCUCAAUGGAGACAAGAGUUCUGUUUUGUCAUCUAAUUGUUUGGAGGGUACAGCAGAAGCUUGGAAAGAGAAUUACCAAAUAAGUCCGAGUGAGCCUGAAUUCCUCAUCAACAGCCAAAAAGCAGCGAAUAAUCAGAAGCAUCACAAUCCUCAUGUGAUUGACUCUAACAAAGUUCUCCAUGGAUGUCACAGGCUUCAAUCCAUAGCAUCUGAGGAGAAACCUGGAAUGAAUUCUUGCAAGAAGUUGAAUCCUAGUAAGAGCACCUUGGUCCAAUCUCAAUCCUCUUAUAAGUGUCAGAAAACUGGUUUACUAGAAGUACCUGUUGUAGUUGAAGGCGUGACUGAUUGCAUGCCACAUGAAGCCGCAUCCUGCUCAACUACUAUCCCAUGCGUACAAGAUGAACAGAGUGACGGGAUUGAAUCCCAUAGAGAGGAAGAAGCUGAGAGUGGUAUCCCUGAAUCUGACUUUGAAGAUCUUAAAGUUGAUGAAGAUAAGGAUGAGUCAAUAAGUGAAGCUGCAAUAAUUGAAAUGGAAGCAGGGAUAUAUGGUUUGCAGAUCAUUAGAAAUGCUGAUCUGGAAGACCUGCAAGAGUUAGGAUCUGGAACAUUUGGAACUGUAUACCAUGGGAAAUGGAGGGGAACAGAUGUUGCCAUCAAGAGAAUAAAAAAGAGUUGUUUUGCCGGGAGAUCUUCCGAACAAGACAGACUGACGAAAGACUUCUGGAGGGAGGCUCAGAUUCUUUCUAAACUUCACCAUCCAAAUGUUGUAGCAUUCUACGGUGUUGUUCCUGAUGGACCAGGUGGCACAUUGGCCACUGUGACUGAAUUCAUGGCUAAUGGGUCACUAAGGCAUGUCCUCUUGAGGAAAGAUCGAGCACUUGAUCGGCGUAAAAAGGUUAUGCUUGCACUGGAUGCUGCUUUUGGCAUGGAAUACCUGCAUUUGAAAAAUAUUGUUCAUUUUGAUUUAAAAUGUGACAACUUGCUAGUCAACUUGGGAGACCCGCAACGCCCUGUAUGCAAGGUUGGUGAUUUUGGACUGUCGAGAAUUAAGCAGAAUACGCUUGUCUCAGGUGGUGUUCGGGGAACGCUUCCAUGGAUGGCUCCUGAGCUACUGAAUGGAAGCAGUAGUCGUGUUUCUGAGAAACAGGUCGAUGUUUUCUCGUUUGGCAUAGCAAUGUGGGAGAUUAUUGCCGGAGAUGAACCAUAUGCAAACAUGCACUGUGGAGCCAUCAUAGGUGGAAUUGUAAAUAACACUCUCAGGCCACCAAUCCCUGAACGGUGUGAUUCCGAGUGGAGGAAGAUGAUGGAAGAGUGCUGGUCGCACGACCCAGAUGCCAGGCCAACAUUUACGGAGAUUACAAACCGGCUGCAGGUUAUGUCGAAGGCUCUCCAACCAAAGAGAUUCAACAGAGUUAAAAGAUGAGAUCCAUUUCCAGCCUAAGUAAAGGACUUAUGUAAAUUUGAUUGAAAAGCUGAAAAAACAUAGUAGGAAUCAUACAAGUCUCAAGCCUCCCUGUGUAAGUUUGGCUUUCUCACUUGUUGUAAAGUAAUUUUUCUUUUUCUUAUUUUGUGUAUAAAGAUUCUUUCUCCAGAUUUCUGGUGGCAUUUAUGUAGGUUUUUUUUCCUGGCGUAUGGACAGGAAAAAAUAUAAUAUCAUAUCAGAA
Messenger RNA from Sesamum indicum (sesame), 4231 nucleotides. Its product is annotated as PB1 domain-containing protein tyrosine kinase. NCBI's taxonomy places the organism in Eukaryota, Viridiplantae, Streptophyta, Magnoliopsida, Lamiales, Pedaliaceae. The record is from RefSeq and is a predicted model, not a curated record. Gene Ontology annotation, molecular function: protein binding; protein kinase activity; ATP binding. Gene Ontology annotation, biological process: signal transduction; protein phosphorylation. Gene Ontology annotation, cellular component: cytoplasm.